This is a messenger RNA of Prunus mume (Japanese apricot), 845 nucleotides long. RefSeq lists its product as uncharacterized. Gene Ontology annotation, biological process: intracellular sterol transport. Lineage: Eukaryota; Viridiplantae; Streptophyta; Magnoliopsida; Rosales; Rosaceae. The record is from RefSeq and is a predicted model, not a curated record. Gene Ontology annotation, molecular function: sterol binding.
AACUCCACUUAACCACGUUUCUUCCUCUUCUUGUUCUGUUCGACACCUAAUCCAAACUCUCUCUUUCGUUUCCACGAAAUAUUUUUGUUUGCUGCUCCUACUUGCAUUUUCUUUUCUCUGAAAUAAAAAAAACGAAAGCAUAGGGAAAAACCCAAGAGGAGGCGGAUCAUGACCAUGCUUGUUCACUUGAAGCUCAACUUCAUUGUGCUUUGCUUCUUCACCAUGUUCCUGCUUCUACCAUUCACUCAGUCUACGGAUGUCAAAUAUUGUGGUCAGACAGAUGAAUAUGCUGUGAAGGUCCAGGGAGUCGAGAUAUUGCCUGACCCAGUGGUGAGAGGCAAGCCAGCUACCUUUAACAUCUCGGCCUCAACAGGUCAAGCCAUCUCCAGUGGGAAAGUGGUGAUUGAGGUUUACUAUUUUGGGGUGCGCGUACAUACAGAAACUCAUGAUCUUUGUGAAGAGCUUUCCUGCCCAGUUUCGGCAGGAAACUUUGUGCUCUCUCACACCCAAACUUUACCUGGGAUCACUCCCCCUGGCUCUUACAAUCUCAAGAUGACAAUCAAGGAUGAUCACAACCAGAAGUUGUCUUGCAUCAGUUUCAAUUUUAAAAUUGUCUUUGGAUCUUUGGUCUCUGCUAGUUGAGCACCUGGUAUCUUAGUCAUAUAACAAUCAAAUGUCUAUUUCAAGUGCCUUGUGUGUAAGGAUUGGAAUGCUCCUUUGUUAGACAAAACCGUAAAUGAAUGUAUGUAUAAAAUAAAAAUGCAGCACUUGUCAUAAGAAGGUGGUGGAUGGAUGGCUAUUUGGUCCCAGAGAAUGAAAUGAAUAGAUUGUGUUGCCUAGGCAUC